CUCAACUAGAAAAAAGGAAAAAGCCUCUCAAAAGUGCCGUUCGAGAGAGAGAGGGUACCAAGAACAGUAAAACCUCUGGCUGCAGAAGCUCCAAAGAGAACAAGUUUUUGUCUCUGUCUGUGUUUUUGUUUUUGUUUUUUUUUUUUUAACAGGAGAUCUUGUCGGAAAAUAUGGACGAAGAUAUGAACACGUACGGUAACAAAGAGCAUGGAGAAGGAGAAGAAGCAGAUCCAGAGAACAACGCAGUGAAUCAACAACCUCUACUGAAGAGACACACGAGAACACUCUCUUCCACUCCACUUGCUUUGGUCGGUGCCAAUGUCUCCAAGAUUGAGAGCUUGGACUAUGAAAUAAACGAGAACGAUCUGUUCAAACAUGACUGGAGAAGCAGAAAGAAGACACAAGUGAUCCAGUACAUAUUCUUGAAAUGGGCACUGGCUUGUCUCGUGGGUCUCUUGACUGGUCUCAUCGCCACUCUCAUCAAUCUCGCCGGAGAAAACAUCACCGGCUUCAAGCUCCUCGCUGUCGCCCAUUUCAUUUCCCAGAAAAGAUACGUGGCAGGUCUGAUAAUAUUCACGGGAGCAAACCUCGGACUUACGUUGGUGGCCGCAGUUCUCUGUGUGUGUUUUGCUCCUACGGCUGCGGGACCGACCAUUCCUGAGAUCAAAGCUUACCUUAAUGGCGUAGACACUCCCAACAUGUUUGGUGCCUCCACUUUAAUCGUCAAGAUCAUUGGCAGCAUUGGAGCGGUUGCGGCCAGGCUUGAUCUGGGAAAAGAGGGACCUCUGGUUCACAUCGGAAGUUGCAUUGCUUCACUUCUCGGACAAGGCGGUCCGGACAACCACCGGGUCAAGUGGCGGUGGCUACGUUACAUCAACAACGACAGGGACCGUAGGGACCUCAUAACGUGCGGAGCUGCUUCUGGGGUCUGUGCCGCUUUCAGGGCGCCAGUCGGAGGUGUCCUCUUUGCACUCGAGGAGGUGGCCACUUGGUGGAGGAGCGCUCUCCUAUGGAGGACAUUCUUCAGUACCGCCGUGGUGGUGGUCGUGCUCAGGGAGUUCAUGGAGAUCUGCAACUCCGGGAAAUGUGGGCUGUUUGGACGAGGAGGGCUCAUCAUGUUUGAUGUGAGUGAUGUUUCCGUUCGGUACCAUAUGGCGGAUAUCAUCCCGGUCACGUUGAUCGGUGUCAUCGGUGGCCUUCUCGGGAGUCUGUACAAUCACUUCCUGCAUAAAGUUCUCCGCUUCUACAAUCUCAUCAACCAGAAGGGUAAGGUUCAUAAGGUGGUUCUGGCUCUUUCUGUAUCACUCUUCACCUCAGUCUGCCUGUACGGUCUUCCUUUCCUGACGCAAUGCAAGGCCUGUGAUCCAUCUAUUUCUGAGACCUGCCCAACAAACGGAAGAUCGGGCAACUUUAAACAGUUCAAUUGCCCGGAUGGUUACUACAACGACCUAGCCACUCUCCUUCUCACCACCAACGACAAUGCUGUCAGGAACAUCUUCUCUUCAAACACUAGUAAUGAAUUCAGCAUGGGCUCUGUCUGGAUAUUCUUCAUCCUCUACUGUGUCUUGGGGCUUUUCACGUUCGGUAUCGCCACCCCGUCUGGUCUCUUCCUCCCCAUCAUCCUCAUGGGCUCAGCCUACGGCCGGAUGCUUGGAACUCUCAUGGGAUCCUACACAAGCAUUGACCAAGGUCUUUAUGCUGUUCUUGGUGCGGCCUCUCUCAUGGCUGGCUCAAUGAGAAUGACAGUUUCACUCUGUGUCAUAUUCCUAGAGCUCACAAACAACCUUCUCUUGCUGCCCAUCACGAUGAUUGUGCUUCUAAUUGCAAAGACGGUAGGAGACAGCUUCAACCCAAGCAUUUACGAGAUCAUAUUGCACUUAAAGGGCUUGCCUUUCUUGGACGCAAAUCCCGAGCCGUGGAUGAGGAACCUCACUGUUGGCGAGCUUGCUGACGCUAAGACCUCGGUUGUGACCCUUCACGGCAUAGAGAAGGUCGCUAAUAUAGUCGACGUGCUCAAGAACACGACACACAAUGCGUUUCCAGUCUUAGACGAUGCAGAUGCACCUCAAGUCGGUCUAGCCGAUGGUGCUACGGAAUUGCAUGGGCUGAUUCUGAGAGCGCACCUAGUUAAAGUUCUGAAAAAGAGAUGGUUCUUGACGGAGAAAAGAAGGACCGAAGACUGGGAAGUGAGGGAGAAAUUUACAUGGGUGGAAUUGGCCGAGAGAGAAGACAACUUCGAGGAGGCGACGGUCACGAGCAGCGAAAUGCAGAUGUAUGUUGAUCUCCACCCACUCACCAACACAACCCCAUACACAGUUGUGGAGAGCAUGUCGGUGGCCAAGGCUAUGGUGCUGUUCCGACAAGUGGGUCUUCGUCACUUGCUCAUCGUUCCCAAGAUCCAAGCUGCAGGGAUGUGUCCAGUGGUCGGGAUCUUGACCAGGCAGGAUCUAAGGGCAUACAACAUUCUACAAGCUUUUCCUCACCUGGUGAAACCCAAAGACAGAAAGGGACAGUGAGUCGUUACAUGCACCAAAACAUCUACAGUGGCUUGCAGCAGUGUCGUACUCAGUUUUUGGAGGUAUUUCUAUCAAGUUUUGCACUCUUUCUUCAUACUCAACAGGUGAUGUUAAGGUAAAUAUAUCAUAGGUUUGGCUUUUUUCUCCUUGUAAAGCAUGUGUUUUUUUUCCUUCAAGAGUCAGU
Molecule: messenger RNA, 2700 nt
Organism: Tarenaya hassleriana
Lineage: Eukaryota; Viridiplantae; Streptophyta; Magnoliopsida; Brassicales; Cleomaceae
Product: chloride channel protein CLC-b-like
Exons: 6
Coding region: 171-2516 (781 amino acids)
Biological process (GO): chloride transport; transmembrane transport
Cellular component (GO): plant-type vacuole membrane; intracellular membrane-bounded organelle
Molecular function (GO): nitrate:proton symporter activity; voltage-gated chloride channel activity
Source: RefSeq, a predicted model, not a curated record